AUGAUUACAGGUCACAGCGGGGUCAACCAGCUCGGCGGCGUCUUUGUCGGUGGUAGGCCCCUGCCCGACUCGACCCGCCAAAAAAUCGUCGAACUGGCCCACUCGGGCGCCCGGCCCUGCGACAUCUCACGCAUCCUCCAGGUCAGCAACGGCUGCGUCUCCAAGAUCCUCGGCAGGUACUAUGAGACGGGCUCGAUAAGGCCAAGAGCGAUCGGCGGUAGCAAGCCCCGGGUCGCGACGGCCGAGGUGGUCAACAAAAUAUCCUUGUACAAGCAGGAGUGCCCCUCGAUUUUCGCCUGGGAAAUUCGGGAUCGCUUGCUGCAGGAGGGCGUCUGCUCCAACGACAACAUACCGAGC
Messenger RNA from Copidosoma floridanum, 357 nucleotides. Its product is annotated as paired box protein Pax-6. Gene Ontology annotation, molecular function: DNA-binding transcription factor activity, RNA polymerase II-specific; RNA polymerase II cis-regulatory region sequence-specific DNA binding. Gene Ontology annotation, biological process: regulation of transcription by RNA polymerase II; anatomical structure development. The record is from RefSeq and is a predicted model, not a curated record. Lineage: Eukaryota; Metazoa; Arthropoda; Insecta; Hymenoptera; Encyrtidae.